AUGAGGAAUACCACACGACACAAAAGAAAGCGCGACGAGCUUUUCCACACCUACCAUGAAGUGUGCAGUCUGGAGACCUUUCUAAAGACCCAAACUAUCCCGAAAAAAGCCAGUAAACGACAGGAAACACCGACCAACUCAAACGGUCUUGUAUCAGAAGAGCAUGAGAGUGACCACAUGAGCGUGGCGAAUCUACUUACAGUUACAGAUAGCGACGAGUAUUUAGUUCUGCUGCGGGACGCUGUUGUGGCUGUGCCCCAUGGGGUACCGGCUGUGGAGAGUGUGGUCAAGGGCUUCUCUCAGCAUUCAUCUCAGGCCGAUGUAGUCCACAGGCUUAUCAGUACUCUGUUCCAAGACCCUGCACUGGUGCGGUUUCCGAGUGAUCAUGUGCUCACGUGUGGCUAUAGGGCCGCUCGAUCACAGUCCAAUCACGGCGUUCGCAAUAUACAG
Molecule: messenger RNA, 450 nt
Organism: Sphaeroforma arctica JP610
Lineage: Eukaryota; Ichthyosporea; Ichthyophonida
Exons: 2
Source: RefSeq, a predicted model, not a curated record